UUUGUUUACUUUAUCAUCGCUAGAAAAUACGUAACUACUGUAUAACCACAACAAUAACAUUAACAAUAAUGACCUUUCAUUAUUAGUACAUAAACCUUUCUUCACAUCUUUUGAUCACUAGUUCUCCGCACUCUUUUUUUUUACCAAAAUGGAGAGGAAGCAAUCCUACUACGCCGUAUUGAUACCAACGUUAUUGAUCGUAUGGCUCGCAUGCACAGGCCACUCUUGUGCCCGCCACGCUAAGGCAAAACCUCUCAUGGCCGGACUACCACGGUGUCCUAACUGCGGACCCAUGGUUGUACCUUAUCCGCUAAGCACGGGUCCAAACUGCGGCGAUCAAACCUACAGGAUAAAUUGUGUUGGUGGUAAGCUCUAUUUCGGUGCCCUCCAUGGGUCAUCUUAUGUCAUCACGUCCAUCAACUCGGUGACCCAGCGGAUCAUUCUACACCCUCCCGGUCUUGCUAGCUCUGGUUCUUGUAUCUCGGCUGAUGUCUCUAAACAGGGCCUCGAGCUUGACCCACAUCUCCCUUUCAGUAUCACUAGUAGCAACACUAUUUUGCUACUUAAUUGCUCUCAGGCUAUGCUACAGGCGCCAAUAGAUUGUAGUCCUACGAGCUUAUGUUACAGCUACAUCAAGAACAAUGCAUCACCUUGUUCUAAGGCUCCCUUGUGCUGCACCUUCAGAACCGACGGGUCUCAAACUGCUUACACGAUCAGGAUCAACGGUGGAGGAUGCCUUGCGUACCAGAGCUUCGUAGGGCUGAAUCCAAGCAAUGAGAUUCCUCCUCCCGGGAAAAAAUGGCCUGACACGGGGCUCGAGUUGCAAUGGGCAUUGCCUAAAGAACCAGUUUGCAAAACUGAUGGAGAUUGUAACCUCUUGUUGGGUAAAUCAAAAUGCCUGCCUGACCCGACAAGUCUCGGCCUGAAACGAUGCUCCUGCAAAAAAGGUUUGGAAUGGGAUCCGAUUAACGCAAUAUGUGGAAAAUGUCGCCAUGGGAAACACUGCAAAAAAAAGAAGAAGACCGUUGUUUUCGCAGGUGCGACUGUUGCUGUUGUGGGAGUUACACUAGCGAUUGCAAUAGCGUUUAUUGCAAAAAAACAUAGCCACCAAAAGGUCAAAAAGGAUAUCCAUAAGAACAUUGUCAAGGAGCGAGAAGAGAUGCUUAGCGCGAAUUCAACCGGAAAAUCAUCAAGAAUCUUCACCGGCAGAGAAAUCACAAAAGCAACCAACAAUUUCUCAAAAGACAAUCUCAUAGGCACCGGAGGUUUUGGAGAAGUGUUUAAAGCUGUUCUUGAGGACGGAACCAUAACUGCGAUCAAACGAGCAAAGCUUAACAACACAAAAGGCAUUGAUCAGAUCCUAAACGAAGUCCGGAUUCUCUGCCAAGUCAACCACCGAAGCUUAGUUAGGCUUCUCGGGUGCUGUGUCGAUCUUGAACUGCCUCUCUUGAUCUACGAGUUUAUUCCCAACGGUACACUAUUCGAACAUCUCCAUGGCAAUUCAGACCGUAUUUGGAAACCCCUGACUUGGCGGCGUAGACUGCAGAUCGCAUACCAAACAGCUGAAGGAUUAGCUUAUCUCCAUUCCGCAGCACAGCCGCCAAUUUAUCACCGUGAUGUAAAAUCGAGCAACAUUUUGCUUGACGAUAAGCUAAACGCCAAAGUUUCAGACUUUGGGCUUUCAAGGCUUGUGGAUUUGACAGAAACAGCUAAUAACGAGAGCCAUAUCUUCACAGGUGCGCAAGGUACAUUGGGAUAUCUCGAUCCAGAAUACUACCGGAAUUUCCAGCUAACUGAUAAGAGCGAUGUGUACAGCUUCGGGGUGGUGCUUCUGGAGAUGGUUACAUCGAAAAAGGCAAUAGAUUUCACUAGAGAAGAGGAAGAUGUGAACCUGGUGAUGUAUAUUAACAAGAUGAUGGAUCAAGAGAGAUUGAUUGAAUGCAUCGAUCCGCUGCUGAAGAAGACAGCCAACAAGCAUGAACUGCAGACGAUGCAACAGCUCGGGAAUUUAGCCUCUGCGUGUCUUAACGAGCGGAGACAAAACCGGCCUUCAAUGAAAGAAGUUGCUGAUGAGAUCGAAUACAUCAUCAAUAUUCUGUCACAAGAGGUUACUGAGACAUAGUUGUCUUAGAUAUCACCAA
Molecule: messenger RNA, 2141 nt
Organism: Capsella rubella
Lineage: Eukaryota; Viridiplantae; Streptophyta; Magnoliopsida; Brassicales; Brassicaceae
Product: wall-associated receptor kinase-like 20
Exons: 4
Coding region: 149-2122 (657 amino acids)
Biological process (GO): protein phosphorylation; cell surface receptor signaling pathway
Cellular component (GO): plasma membrane
Molecular function (GO): protein serine/threonine kinase activity; ATP binding
Source: RefSeq, a predicted model, not a curated record